AUGGAGGGGAGCAUCAGAGAGGAGUACUGCAACAGCAACUACAGCGCCAUGCCCAAGGAACCAUGGAGAAACGGCAGCCUCGGCGGGCCUGCCGGCGAUUGCACCCCUGGGAACCUCUUUUUAGGGCUCUCAUGGCCCCCGAGAUCCUACACAUGCAGUUUCUGCAAGAGGGAGUUCAGAUCUGCUCAGGCGCUCGGCGGCCACAUGAACGUGCACCGGCGGGACCGGGCGAGGCUGAGAGAGUCUCCCCCUUGGGAGCCGCCGCCGUGCUCCAACCCCAACCCUAUCCCUAACCCUAAACCAAAUCCUAACCGUAUUCUCCUACUGAACCUUAACAGAGAGCCCGAUGCCACGUACGAAGACGUUGAUCCCCCGGCCACUCGCAUGUCUUCCUCCCCCAUUUGUUCUCUGUCGCAUCGCUCUGCAUCCACUUCGAACAAGUCUUCAUCGGAAGCCUUCACCUCAGAUCCUCGGGAAUCGAAGAACCGAAAGAUCGCGAAAGCACACUAUGCAGUUUCUGCGGAGAAGGAUCUCUCUGGGAAGGAUCCGACUUGUAAGGUGCUGAAGAGGAAGAAUGGAGCUGGAGGACUUCACUUGGAGAUUGGAAUAACUAGUGCUGUUAAGGAGAACCUGGACUUGGAUCUCCGACUAGGGUAUGCUUAG
Messenger RNA from Spirodela intermedia, 663 nucleotides. The record is from the annotation of a GenBank genome assembly. NCBI's taxonomy places the organism in Eukaryota, Viridiplantae, Streptophyta, Magnoliopsida, Alismatales, Araceae.